AUGUGUGAACGCUUUGCAGGGAUAUGGACUGUUGUCAUUCUCCUAAUUGCUAUUAUUCUUCUGCAGGGGGAUAUCCUUCCAAGUCCCUUCUCAACCAUACGAAGAGGCAAUUCACCUUGUGAAUGUCUAACAGGUAUAUUUGCCGAUAAUGCCCUUCGCACUGCACUUCGUCGUGAGAGUUUAUUUAUUGGUAUUCAUUGGCGUGAGGCCCGUUCACGUGUGGUUCCCUUCUUUGAUCCGUGGAGUCUCAAGUACGCUAACUGUCUCUCACUGCAUGAGUUCUCUAUUCCCCUUGAUGGGAUAGAAUUAAAUACGAGUACGAGAAAGAUAAAUGGAGAGAGUAGUCUUGUAGCCGUGGAGGAGGCACUGCGUCGCCAAAUGGAAGAGGAUAUCGCAGAUGAUGGCAGUAAUGGUAAUCGUAAAAAUAGUGGAUUGACAAUACGUGAUGGUGGUCUAUUUGGGGUUCAACGUGUUUGGCGAGGGCGUGGAAAAAUAUCUUCUUCUUCGGCUAUUGAGAGAACUCCAACAUGUCAUGUGUGGAUAUUGCCAGAAACCAUACAAUUACCGUUGGAGGUUUGGAUGACUCUAAGGACAUUAUUAGCAGAAGGUACACUGGCUGGUAAAUCUCUAUAUUUGACGAGUGAUAAUAAUAAGAGGCAUAAAUGGAAGUAUUAUCAACCUUUUGGUGUUUUGUUGUGGGCGGAUCCUAAUGACCGUGAGUCAUUGAAGCGAAUGGUGCCAGCAUCUACUCUCAAGAUGUUUACAACCAUCAGUCGAUAA
Molecule: messenger RNA, 780 nt
Organism: Trypanosoma theileri
Lineage: Eukaryota; Euglenozoa; Kinetoplastea; Trypanosomatida; Trypanosomatidae
Exons: 1
Coding region: 1-780 (259 amino acids)
Source: RefSeq, a predicted model, not a curated record